CCACGCUAGACCAUAAACUUUUUGAAAGGAAAAGAAGCUUUUUUUUUCAUGACUAUGCGCUUAGCGACGAUGAAAAUAUCGAAGCAUGCGAUGGCGUGUUAGCCACACGGAGCCACCUCCACGAAAGAAGCACUUUCAAAGAAAGCUGUUUUCAAAUCGGGCCUGCUUUAGAUCUACAGAGCAUUUUUUAGUAGUCUAGCUCGCAUAGAGAUAGAAGUUACGGGACGCAAGUGUGGCUACGGAAACAUAUGACAAGAAAGUUCUCCGCUAACUAUAGGAAUUUUUGUUCGUCUGACUUUGUUCUGAUAGUCACGCUGUAAAUUUACAGAGUCACCAUCACGUCACACCAUAAUCAUUCACAGUCAACAUCACUUACUUCGACGCUUGCUAUUCCUUUCACAAGUAGCUAGGUAGUUUAGUACGAAUUAAUAGUACAGCGCGCACUCAUCACACUGUACAUAUGACAAUUGGCGGCCCGUUUGUCGGGACUUCCCAGCAAGCCAGGCACCAAAGCGGCUCGAUUUGGAACGACGCCACUGUUGCAGUCGAGAAGAUGUUUUACGACGAAAAUGCGGACCAGCGUGCCUACCAGUACAUGAACAACCAGCAAAGACCAUCAGGCCAAGGCACCAACUCCUACCCGAACGGCGCACAUCAAGGGCCCCCUCCAUCAGCGAACUACACGACCCCCGCGAAUUACAACACCUACCCCAGCAACGGCUACCCGGGGGCGAAUACCACGACAACUGAAAGCGCGUACUACAACAAUGGCAGCAGCUACAACUACGCGGGUUCUUCUUUUCCGGGCGGGGCAGCACCCGAGGCGCCCCCACCCGGCAGUCCGCAAAGAUCAUACCAUGGUGGAACAAAUUUCAACAGUGGCACGCCUAGUAAUUUCCCGCCGCGAGUAGAUCAUGAUCACUCAAACUCGCCACCACUCGGUGCUGGCUACGGGGGGCACAACAACGGUGAGCCUGGCGGCAACCGCCCGCCCAUAGACGCGCUCCAAUGGCUGGCGGAGAGGCACAACGAAUUGUGGGAACAAAAUCUCUUGGACGCGCCCCCGAGGGACUACGUGCCGAAAACGCCACUGAACGCCGUGCCGACCUGGGCGAGCACGGGAAACGCGGCCGAGAAGUUCCAGAACUUCCAAAGCGGAGGCAGCAGCAGUUCCACCGCGGCGCCGGGAAGCCCGUUUGGAGUGGACCAGCCGCUGAACACCCGGGUCCGCCUCUUCUGCGGGGACGUGGCAUCGCUAGAGGUAGACGCAGUAGCCUUCGACUUCAGCUACAGCUCCCUCACAAAAUCGACCGGACAUAGGUAUAGAUACUUACAACUACAUCUACAUGUUGGCAACAAGUAAAGGAAUCCUCUAGAAGAUGUGACUGAACGUCUAACUUACAUGGUAUCUGGUUGUGACAUAAUGAUGUAAAGAGCGGGUAGUUCUUAUGCAUCCAAACCCAAAGCCGAUUGCAUAGAAAAGAUACAAUUCGUGACUCGUCACAGGUUGCUGAGUUUGGGUGGCGCAAAGUUGAUAACCGAGCUCUGCAACGCGGAGCGCAUGCGGAGCGGGGAGGCGCAAGUGAUGAAGGGGAACUUCGGGAAUUUGCACUGCUCCAAGGUCCUCCCCUUCUGCGGCCCGAACUACAAGGAGAAAUACACGACGGCGGCCAAGAACACGCUCUCGCAGUGCGUGCGGAACGUGACCGGGUUGUGCUACGAGGUGCCCAACAGCAUAAAAUCCCUCGCCUUUCCCCUGCAGUACGCCGCAGAGAAGCAAUUUCCGCUGGACCAGUGCCUGCACGUGGUGUUCCGCACCCUGCGGCGGUGGCUCCCCAAGUUGCAGCAGGCGGCCGUGGGUGCGGCCGGUGGUAGUAGCAACAAUAAUCCCACCUUUGUGCCCCCGCAGCCGCUCACCGUCGUUCUGUACACCGAGCACCAGGCCGAGUACGAGCUUGCACAGACGCUGCUGCAGCUCUAUUUUCCCCGGUCGCCCGAGGAUUCCGUGGCCGGCAUGGCCCUCGUGGGCCCCGACUUUUCCUUCGGAACCGCCACCGGGGAGGAGGAGCAGUCCGCGGACCGCGUGCUCAAGGUGCCGGACUUCGUCGCCCGCCGGCGGCAGGAGGAGGAGGAAGAGUCGGACGACAACGCCACCACCGCCGUAAGGAAAAAGGGUCUCCCGGAUCCGGCGGGCCACGAGCCGGACGACUUGCACGGAUUUUCCACGGAAUUCCACGCGGAUUGGACCGAGAAAGAGGUUGCGCGCCUCGACGCCACGCUCUGGGACGUCGAAAGCACGAACGACCUGCACCAUAUCUACCUCAGGUACAGAUUGAGGUUUUGGUCGAUUGAUAGUAGACUGUAGUAUGAUGUGUGGGACGACUCUAUUUCGCAUGAUUUUUCCAUAAUGCAGCUCUUGACGUUCCUGCAAUGGAGUUAGUUUACACUGAGAAGAUGAGAUGUUGUCGAUGUGAAAUAUUUCUCUCCAUUGUUUCAAACGCGAAACAACACAGAUACCUUCGCGAGGCGGCGUCACCGGCGUAUGCCUCCACGAUGCGCGAGCUAGACAGGUUUGAGUUUCUAGUGUACGCGGGCAAAGACCAGCUUGGGAGGCAUGUCAUCGUUUUCUCGGAAGCGCUCAUCCCCAUCGCACGAUACGAGCAGGACAUCCUGAUUCGGUAAAAACUAGAAGGAGCACUUAUUUGCUUUUUAGCUACUCCCCGUGCAGUUAUUUUUCGAUUAAGUCAGAUCAUGAAGAUGCCGGAUUUGUCCUUUCGAUUUCCUACACCAUAAUAUUGAUUUUCCACAUUUUGGGUGAAAUGCGGCUUUUGCUCCUCUUGCUCCAGUUGUCUGGUCACACACGACGCGCUUAUGUUCGAGUGGCCUCGUCCUAGAAGUAGUAGGUACGUAGAGGAGUAACAUGUAGUUUUAAGUAUGCAAAAAUCGGAUUUUCAGAUACAUCGUAUCCAAGAUCGAGCCGUACUCGAACGCCAGCUUUCUGAUUGUCUACGCCCACGGGGGUAUGGCCUCCGCGAACGCGAUUCUGGACGUCUGGAAAGAGCUGAUCCGGAUCUCGCAAUUCAAGUACUCGCGGUUCCUGCAGAACCUGCUCGUCUUGCACCCCACCUUGUCCUUCAAGGCGGCGUUUGCCUUGCUCAGCUACUACAUACCGGAGAGUCUCUACGAAAACAGCAUCUACUUCGAAUCCAUCGCCGAGCUCACGCGGUGGCUCAACUUCCCCGGGCUGGAGCUGGCGCCGUGUAUUCGCAACUACGAGCAAGAAAGGAACGAGUCGCUUUUCGGAAACUGGUGGUAGAGAGUCUGGGCAGUUUGUUUUCCGUUGUAGGAGAUCCACUGUACUAGCGCUCUGGUGCUGCUGGUGGUACUACUGUAGCCUACAACCACGACCUGGAGACGCGCCGCGCAACAUACUAUGAUCUAAACUACACGUAGUAGAAGCGACAUUUGUUCUAACCGCAUAAAAACAAGUUCUUCACAGCGCAAAUUAAGCCCGACAAAGAAAACGCAU
Molecule: messenger RNA, 3529 nt
Organism: Amoebophrya sp. A120
Lineage: Eukaryota; Dinophyceae; Syndiniales; Amoebophryaceae
Source: the annotation of a GenBank genome assembly